Messenger RNA from Adineta steineri, 1971 nucleotides. The record is from the annotation of a GenBank genome assembly. Lineage: Eukaryota; Metazoa; Rotifera; Eurotatoria; Adinetida; Adinetidae.
AUGUGGUGGUCAAAAGCAAAAUAUCGAAGUCGAUCUUUAAUAAUAUUUACGUUUAUAUUUUUUACAUUGAAAAUUUCAACUACUGAUGCUGCCCGACGGAUAAAAUUAUGUCCUGUUAUGGAAUUGCCUAAACAUGGUUUUUUCUUUUCGGGUUAUUGUAAACAUACACCAGGUUCAUUAUGCGGUCUUGGAUGUUUAACUGGCUAUCGUCUUGUGAAUGGAGACAGUUUUCGUGAAUGUCGUCAAGAUGGAACAUGGACUGGACGUCAACCUAAAUGCGAAGAAAUUCGUUGUCCUCAAUUGAAAGUUCAUUCUCGAAUAAUUCAAGAAUGUUUACCUAAACAAAAUAAUACUCAACUUCGAUUUGGUACUCAAUGCCAAGUUAAAUGCAAUGAUACAGGUUAUCGAUUAAUUGGUCCACGUAUUCGUGAAUGUUUAAGUAUGGGUAGAUGGACAGGUUAUGAACAAUUUUGUAUUGCCGGUCCAGAGACAACAACUCAUUUAUCUACAAGUUCAACAUCAACUUAUACUACAACAACGACUCCAAAAUAUCUUGAUUACUCAAACUAUGCAUUAAAAAUCAAUAAUAAUGAUACUGGAAUCAUUUUAACACCAUUUAAUUCAUUUAAAUUUACUAUUAUCUUUUGGUUCUAUUUGGAAAAUAAUACAAAAACUAAUUUAAUCUCUUUAAAAGAAAGUAAUGAUCGUAUUCUAUUUGCAAUAGUUAUUCAACAAGGCAGAUUAGUUAUUCAUCAUACACUUCGAAAUCAAACAAAAUCGACAAUAACAACUUCAAUAAAUAUUCCAAUUGAAAAAUGGAAACAUUUUACAUGGACAUAUUCAAAUAAAAAUCAACAAUCAAAUUUAUAUAUUGAUGGUGCACAUGUGACAAAAUUAAUUCUAUUUCAUCAAUUAUUUAAUGGUCUUAUAACACGUAUAGAAAUUUGGAAAGAAAUUAUAUCUGAACAACAAUUACUUGUUAGUUAUCGUGAUUGUCGAAAACAAAAUGGAGAUAUUUUUACUUGGUCACAAGUAUCAAAUCAAAUAUCAAUUGAUACAAGUAAAUUAAAAAGUUCAUCGUUUUGUUCAGGUUGUUCGGAACCAGCAUCAAUUCAAGGUGGAAUUUAUCGUGUAUCUGAUUAUGAAGUUGGUUCAUCUGUUGAAUAUGAAUGUGAUUAUGCUUAUGAAAUGAUUGGUGCUAGUCGAGCAUUUUGUAUGGUACCAUCAGAAUGGUAUCCAUUACCACCGAUUUGUAAAUAUAAUCCAUGUACAACUGAUUGUGAAUUAUGCGACAAGAAAGUAGGUGUUUGCUUACGACAACUACAAACCAUAUUAGAUCCACUUGUUUGUGAUCCUCCUUGUGAUGAAGAUGAAGUAUGUAUUGAUGGACAAUGUACUUGGUCGAAUAUAGAUAUAGAAAAACAUGGUGAUCAAUGCAAUCCACCAUGCCCAUCUGAGACACAAUGUAUUAAUCAACAUUGUAUACCAUUUUCUACACCUCAUUGUCCAGUAAUUUGUCGACAUGGACAAGUAUGUGUUGAUGGUCGUUGUGGUUGUUAUAGAGGAUUAUGUGAAAAUGAUCGACCAUGUUAUGAAAUUUGUGAAAUGGGAGAACGUUGUCGUAAUCUAUCUUGUAGUUGUGGUUCUCGAGGAAAAUGUGGUAAAGGCGAAAUUUGUCAAUCAGAUAUAUGUAUGUGUGGUACAAAACGAGAUGGUUGUCAUCCACAUGAACAAUGUAUUAAUGGAAGAUGUAUUUGUAAAACAAGUUCAUGUGAUCAAUGUAAUAAUUCAUGUAAAUCAAAUGAAAUAUGUUUAGAUGGAAAAUGUGUAUGUACAAAUCAAUGUCAAAAUGCAUUUUGUCCAUUUCCUUGUUUACAUGGAGGACGAUGCACAGGUUUUUAUCGAUGUACUUGUCGUCAAGGUUGGCAAGGUCAUCGAUGUGAACGACGUAACUCUAUUAUCGAGAAAUAA